UUAAAUCAUAUUUGUUCUCGAACGUCUAACAUUAUUCGUCUAGUAGGAAGUUCAUCACAUUCGGGAAGAGGGAAGAGGUUGCAAAAUGGAAGCUGUAGCGAAGCAUGAAUUCCAAGCUACCGCAGAAGAUGAGCUUUCCUUUAAAAAAGGCUCGAUUUUAAAGGUUAUCAAAACAGAUGACGAUAAAAAUUGGUACAAGGCUGAACAAGAAGGGCGGUUGGGACUUGUUCCAGCGAACUACAUCCAGUUGAAACCACACAGUUGGUUUCAUGGCAAAAUCACAAGAGCAAAAUCAGAAGAAUUGCUGAUGAAUCAGAAGCAUGAUGGAGCUUUUCUCAUCAGAGAAAGCGAAAGUACACCAGGAGAUUUUUCAUUGUCUGUGAGAUUUGGUGACGGUGUACAACACUUCAAAGUCUUGCGUGAUGGAGCUUGCAAGUACUUCUUGUGGGUUGUUAAGUUUAACUCAUUGAACCAGUUGGUUGAUUAUCAUCGCACAUCCUCAGUCAGCAGAUCACAAACUAUAUACCUAAGAGACAUGGCAGAUGAGGCUGCUGCACCGGAGCAAGAUACAUAUGUCGCUGCUUAUGAAUUCCGACCAGAAGAAGAGGGAGAGUUGUACUUUAAACGUGGGGAUUCUAUAUUGGUUCUUGAUAAAGAAGAUGCUAAUUGGUGGAAAGGCAGAAACGUAGCAACGGGGAGUGAAGGGCUGUUCCCAGCUACUUAUGUGCAAAAGAAGUCUUAAAAUUCAAUUUUCACUCUGAAGAAGUAUGCCAUUUCAUAUGACCGUUAAUACAUUAAUCUGAGUGGUAUCAUUUGAUAUUUUGGAGUGAAAGUUUCUGAAAAGAAGCACUGAAAUUGCUGAAUUACCCACACAAAAAAAAAGCAACACAGGAAACUUGUAUUGAAUUUCUCUCUUUGUACAAUUUUUUUCUUUUCUGCUAAUACAAAACAAUAGUCAAAGAGUAUAUUUUAAACAGAUAGGUGAAAUACCGAAUGUUUUGUUUUCCUUUGUUAUAUCAAUUGAUUCAGAGGAUGCAGACAGCUAUGUACAUUUUUGCCAUUUAAUCAAACAAUAAUGAUUAUAUAUAAUAUGCAGUCUAGGUUAAGAGAGUAAAAUUUGCCCUUCCACUCCUCUCAAGAUGAUUACAUUUCUAAGCAGAAAGUUGAUGAGGAAAUCCUCAAGGCUAAAAUUGUGAGACAUGUGGCUCAAAGUUAGGGGAAUCAACAUUAAGAGGGUCUACAAAUCCUAGCCUGUUAACCCUUUAACUCCCAAAAGUGAUUGACAUAAAACUUCUCCCUACAAUAUCCAUACAUUCUUCAGUAAACAGGUAAUGAGAAUAUUCAAACUUAUCGGGUAGAAGCUGCUAUCUUGAUCUAGCACCAAGUUCUCAUGACUAAUUUACAAGGAAAUGUGUAGCAGCUACAGGGGAGAACUAACAAUCAGAUCUUGGGAGUUAAAGGGUUAAGAGACUGUCAAGGCAAGGAUCAAUCAAAAAUGAGUGGGGAAGGGUAGGCUUACUCCCCUUUUCCUACCCUUCCCCCUCUUUGGCUGUUUGACAAACAGCCAGUUCCUUCUCAUCUCUUCCAACAGGAACCUGUUCAUAGGCUAGACAAUAACAUGCUCAUUAUGAUUGCAAACAUAGUUGAAUGUGACUUAAUGUUUAUAAUGAUAUUUUGAAGAAGAGAUACAACUUAAGUGGAGUAGGGCAUGAUUGUGUGGAUGCUGGUGUGAUGUCAAUGUUGUGUAAAGCUCUUUACUGAAUCAAAGAACACAAGUCUUUGCAGUGCAUCUAUUUCACUUCAUUAAAGAGUUUGGAUUUUAACACAUGCAUCUAACAUACCUCAUGAAAGAGCUAGGUCACUAAUUUGUACUGAUAAACAUAUCUUUUGAUUACUUUUACAACAUGUUGCAGGUCCAAUAUGCUUUUAACUGGGUUUGAAGAUCUGGGCCACUUUUUCAUGUUCUAAGUAAGACCUGUGGGGAACUUUUUCCUGCAUAUGUUAGGGUAUGGGUUUUUGGAGACAAUCGAUACCCAUAAGAGACCUAGAUUCCUCUUUGACUGAGAAAGUUCUGUAAAUAAAAAAUCCUUGAUCUCUUGUAUUUUUAAAUUGUAAACAUAACUAGAUAAUUAAAUACCAGUCAUUGUAGUCGCCCCUGUUAGGGGGUCAGGUGGGGGGGGGGGGAUGUUUCUGUGGGCCAUCCUUUCCUGCUGUUCAUUUGAUUGCAAUUAUAUUCCUCUCUCUCACCACUGAUCUAAUCAAUUACUUUAUCUCCACAAAGCAUGGAAGAAGUUCCUCUAUGGAGGCUUGGGUCAUGUUUCUCCCAGCCUUACCAGCAAUAGAAUAAUCAAAAUUGCUUUUUGGGAGCUUAAUUUAAUAUAUCAUAUGUAUGUAUUCAAUCAAUGCUAUUGUUUGUCGACAAGAAUUUAUGCAUUAUAGUUUUCCAGCAUGAAGUUGUAAUGAACAAGAUUGUAGUGGGUCUAAACUUGUCAGGAAUUGUUUGGGUGUCACCUAGAUUUAUUUUUCUCAGUUUUUGUUUACUGCACACGUCUUUUUUUUUUUUUUUUUUUUAAGAAUAAGGUCCUGUGAGAAAACUUCAGGGUUGAUAGAAUGCAUAUAAUGUAGAACUCCAUAUUUGUAACAAGAUUUAAAUGAUUUACCGCAAUAGAAACAUUUUUUAAUGGCAAUGCAUAUAGUAAUAAAGAAAUAAUUUUCUGGUAAA
Molecule: messenger RNA, 2722 nt
Organism: Pocillopora verrucosa
Lineage: Eukaryota; Metazoa; Cnidaria; Anthozoa; Scleractinia; Pocilloporidae
Product: growth factor receptor-bound protein 2
Biological process (GO): signal transduction; regulation of MAPK cascade
Cellular component (GO): cytoplasm; plasma membrane; nucleoplasm
Molecular function (GO): epidermal growth factor receptor binding; phosphotyrosine residue binding
Source: RefSeq, a predicted model, not a curated record